AAACUUGCAGUAUUAUGAGGGCUCAUCAAGACGAUUCCAGGGGAUCAACGAGGCGGUCGUCUCUUGGGAGCAUCGAUAUCAACGACACUAACCAAUCCUUUUCGGACAGUGAUGGCGGAAGAUAUCCUGAUGCUCCGUCAUUGUCCAAGAACGCAAGCGUCGCUGAGAAUAAGGGUGCUGCUCCACAUCUUGGCCCCAAGAUGGACAGGACGGCAUCGCGGGGCCUCAUGGGCCUUCGGUUCCUUGACAGGGCGAGGACAGGGAAGGAGGACGAAGCGUGGAGGACCAUCGAGAUGCGAUACAAUCAGCUAGCCGGGAAUGGGAAGCUCCCCAGGGACAAAUUCGGAGCGUGUAUUGGGAUGGGAGAUUCGAAGGAAUUUGCGGGAGAGUUGUUUGACACGUUGGCCAGACGUAGAAAAGUGAGUGCCGGGGAUGGAAUCACGAAGCUGGAACUCAGGAUCUUCUGGGAAGACAUGAUGAAGCGAGACCUCGACUCGCGACUUCAAAUAUUCUUCGACAUGUGCGAUAAGAAUGGAGAUGGGAGGUUGACAGAGGACGAGGUUACAGAGGUGAUAGUGCUGAGCGCGGCGUCGAAUAGGUUAGCAAAUCUCAAGCAGCAGGCUGCCGACUAUGCGUCCUUGAUCAUGGAAGAACUCGACCCAGACCAGAAAGGAUACAUCGAGAUGUGGCAGUUAGAGACACUGCUAAGGCAAAUGGUCAGCCAAGAAGAGAGACACAAGCUCAGACAACAAACUCAGAACCUCACGAAGACGAUGAUACCAGAAAAUUAUCGGCACCCACUCCGCCGAUUCUUUAUGCUUAAAAUCGAGAUGAUCAAUGAUAACUGGAAAAGAAUCUGGGUCGUUGCUGUUUGGGUGUAUAUAAACUUAUUCCUCUUCUUCUGGAAGUUCAAUAUGUAUAAGAAAACCGACAAGUUUAAGGUCACCGGUUACUGCAUCUGCUUUGCCAAGGGUUCCGCCGAGACCCUAAAUCUCAACAUGGCCCUCAUCCUCCUCCCAGUGUGCAGAAGAACUUUGACAAAGCUCAGGUCAACCUUCCUUUCGACAUUCAUCCCUUUCGAUGACAAUAUCAACUUCCACAAGCUCAUAGCCUCUGCAAUUGCAAUGGCAUCCUUCAUCCAUGUCGUGAUGCACUUUGGAUGCAACUUCCCUAGGAUUACUUCCUGCCCCAGGUCUUUGUUCAUGGAGAUAUUUGGUUCGGCCUUCCAUGGCCACCAGCCCAGUUAUUGGGAUUUGGUAGACAACAUGUCGACCGUGAGCGGCAUCAUCAUGAGUGUAAUUAUGGCCUUUUCGUUCAUGCUCGCAACGCACUGGUUUAGGCGGAAUGUGAUCAAGCUGCCCGGGCAGUUCCACCACCUUGCCGGUUUCAACGCAUUUUGGUAUGCUCACCACCUACUUGUCUUCGUGUACGUGUUCUACGUCAUCCAUGGACUCUUCCUCGUCUUUGAGCGGCCCUGGUACACAAAAACGACAUGGAUGUACAUUGGAGGCCCUGUCUUGCUUUACACUUUUGAAAGAACUCUAAUCACUGAUGAAGUCACGCAUCGAGUCAGCAUUAUCAAGGCAACUGUGUAUACUGGGAACGUUCUGUCUCUGUCCAUGAGCAAGCCUCUGGGGUUCGAGUACCUGAGCGGAAUGUACCUGCUUGUGAAAUGCCCUACCAUCUCCAAUUUCGAAUGGCAUCCUUUUUCUAUCACUUCGGCACCAGACGAUGAUUGCCUAAGUGUGCAUAUACGAGCUCUGGGAGAUUGGACUAGUGAGCUCAAGAACAGAUUCAAGAAGGUUUGUGAGGAUCCAAGUACAAAACCGAGAGUGCAAGGCCUAAUGAAAGUGGCGACCAAAGUAGCAGUUGACUUCCAUGAAGCAGAAGCAAGAAAUUUUCCUCGGAUCCUAAUCAAAGGACCCUAUGGAGCCCCGGCUCAAGACUACAAGAAAUACGACAUACUUCUUCUUAUCGGCCUAGGAAUCGGAGCGACUCCAUUCAUUAGCAUAAUAAAAGACAUUCUAAACCAUGUCAAGCAGAAGAACCUUAAUAAUGUGGGUUGGAGAACAAAAGAUGAGGAUGCUCCGGAAGCCUGGAAAAGUCCUGAAAGGGCAUAUUUUUAUUGGGUAACUAGGGAACAGGGCUCGUUCGAGUGGUUUAAGGGUGUCAUGGAUGAUAUUGCGGAAAGCGAUCAACAUAAUAUAAUAGAGAUGCACAAUUACUUAACUUGUGUAUACGAAGAAGGGGAUGCUCGGUCUGCACUCAUUGCAAUGGUACAGAAACUUCAGCAUGCAAAGAAUGGAGUCGACAUCGUCUCACAAAGCAAGAUAAAAACACAUUUUGCGAGGCCUAACUGGGGGAAGGUGUUCUCUCAACUGGCAGCUGCACAUAAGUCCUCUCGAAUAGGCGUUUUCUAUUGUGGAAGUGCGACCCUAACAAAGACACUAAGGAAUUUAUGUCAAGAAUUUAGCAUGGAGUCAUCGACUCGCUUCCAUUUCCACAAGGAAAAAUUUUAGAUUAUAAUCCAUUGUUGCUUUGGCAGUUCAGAUACAUGGCAGAGUAAUUUUUAACACAGACGUGGAAGGAGACAAUGUUCGAAAAUUUUGCACAUUAUAUAGACAGAAAAAU
Messenger RNA from Punica granatum (pomegranate), 2631 nucleotides. The record is from RefSeq and is a predicted model, not a curated record. NCBI's taxonomy places the organism in Eukaryota, Viridiplantae, Streptophyta, Magnoliopsida, Myrtales, Lythraceae.